Messenger RNA from Mycetomoellerius zeteki, 1239 nucleotides. RefSeq names its product putative nuclease HARBI1. Lineage: Eukaryota; Metazoa; Arthropoda; Insecta; Hymenoptera; Formicidae. The record is from RefSeq and is a predicted model, not a curated record. Bases 82 to 906 code for a protein of 274 amino acids. The transcript is spliced from 2 exons.
UUAUCAAGUAGCUGUGUAGCACAUUUAUUACUUCAAAAUAGACAAAGAAGAAGGAAAACACGGAGAUAUGCUGUUCGACCAAUGAAUCGAAAAAGACAUGAAAACGGUCAUUUCUUUUCUUUAACUAAUAUGCUGAAUCUUGAAUACGAUUAUGAACAGUUUUUUAAAUUUACACGGUGUUCUCCGAGCCAGUUCAAUGAGUUACUUCAAUCAGUGGGACAUAAACUGCAGAAGGACACUCGAAGAAAUCCUUUUACAUUGUCACCUUCACAUCGACUGAUAUUAACAUUGCACUACUUAGCCGAGGGCUGUACAAUGCAGGAAAUUGCAAGGAAUUUUCGUAUCGGAAAAUCAACAGCACAUGUUAUCAUUAAAGAAACGUGUAAAAUCUUAUGGGAUGUUCUGCAGCCACGUGUAUUAAAACGUCCAGGUGUUGAUGACUGGAAGAACAUCGCUCAUGAAUUUUAUCAUCGAUGGAAUAUGCCAAAUUGCUUUGGAGCUAUUGAUGGUAAACACAUCAACAUUAUGGCUCCGAAGCACUCUGGAACUGAAUUCUUCAAUUAUAAGAAGUCUUUCAGCAUCGUGUUAAUGGCCAUAUGUGAUGCAUAUUAUCGAUUUACAUUUGUUGACAUUGGAGCAGCUGGUUCUAAUCACGAUUCUGUCAUAUUCAAGGAAUGUGCGUUUGGUAAAGCCUUACAAGAUCGCACUUUGAAAAUUCCAGAACCAUGCAAUCUUCCUGAAUCAAAUAUUAAAUUUAAUUACUUUAUAGUAGCAGAUCAAGCAUUUCCCCUUGACAAGCAUAUUAUGCGACCAUACCCAGGCAAUGACUUAGGGAAAAAAAAAACAUUUUUAAUUAUAGACUCUCCAGAGCGAGACGAACUAUCGAAAAUGCGUUUGGUAUUUUAGUACAACGGUGGAGAAUUUUACGGAAGGAAAUAAUUGCAUCUGUAGAAACUUGCGAAGAAAUAGUUAUGGCAACAAUAGUUCUCCAUAAUUUUCUACAAAGAGGUGCAGAGGAUAUUCCACAACAUGAAAGAAGAUAUGUUGUAACGGGACUUCAUGAAUAUAUAGAUGAAAAUGGAGUACUUCUGCACAAAGAAAUACCAUGUGAUUUACGUUCUGUUGGUUGAUUGGGAUCAAACAAUCCUUCAAAAACUGUCAAAGAUGCCCGAGAUGAAUUAGCUGACUACUUCGUAAGCGUAGAAGGUUCCUUGCCUUGGCAAUGAGAAUAUGUUCGAC